Molecule: messenger RNA, 4496 nt
Organism: Pocillopora verrucosa
Lineage: Eukaryota; Metazoa; Cnidaria; Anthozoa; Scleractinia; Pocilloporidae
Product: glycogen phosphorylase, muscle form
Biological process (GO): glycogen catabolic process
Cellular component (GO): cytoplasm
Molecular function (GO): pyridoxal phosphate binding; glycogen phosphorylase activity
Source: RefSeq, a predicted model, not a curated record
AGAAUCGUAGGCAGUGCUCGAGAGCUGCUUUGAAAGGUCGUAAGAAGACUGUGGGAUCUGUUUAAUUAUCGGUGAAAACUCACUGUUUCUUGCACUAUGGGUGAGAAACCGUUGACGGAUGCUGAACGGAAGAGGCAAAUCUCUCUUCGACGGCUCCCGAUCGUAGAAGGUGUGAACAGUCUAAAAGAAGCUUUUAAUCGCCAUUUGCACUACUCGCUCGUCAAGGACAGAAACGUAGCAACGAAACGCGACUACUUCGCUUCUUUGGCGCACACAGUGAAGGACAAAUUGGUUGGAAAGUGGAUUCGAACACAGCAAGCUUAUUACGAGAAAGAUCCCAAGCGUGUAUAUUAUCUUUCACUGGAGUAUUACAUGGGCCGCGCGCUCACAAACACUAUGAUCAAUCUAGGAAUUCAAGGAGAAUGUGAUGAAGCCAUGUACCAGCUUGGCCUUGAGAUGGAAGAGUUAGAGGAAGUUGAGGAAGAUGCUGGUCUUGGAAAUGGAGGUCUUGGAAGAUUGGCAGCAUGCUUUUUGGAUUCACUGGCUACCUUAGGUUAUGCUGCAUAUGGCUAUGGAAUCAGAUAUGAAUAUGGAAUAUUCAAACAAGCUAUUGACAGUCAUGGAAAUCAGAUUGAGUUGCCAGAUGACUGGCUGAAAUUUGGAUGUCCUUGGGAAAAGGCUAGACCAGAGUACAUGAUCCCUGUUCAUUUUUAUGGAAGAGUUGAGUCAGACGUAACUGGCAAAACAAAGCGCUGGGUUGAUACAAGUACAGUGUAUGCUAUGCCUUACGAUCAACCCAUCCCUGGCUAUGGCAACAACACUUGUAACACCAUGAGACUGUGGGCAGCUAAAUCUCCAAAGAGUUUUGAUCUUUCAUACUUUAAUGAUGGAGAUUACAUAAAAGCUGUACUGGACAGAAAUGUGGCAGAGAAUAUUUCAAGAGUUCUAUACCCAAAUGAUAAUUUUUUUGAGGGGAAGGAGCUACGCUUGAAGCAACAGUACUUUAUGGUUUCUGCCACACUCACUGACAUUGUUAGAAGAUACAAAGCCCCAAAAUUUGGUUCCAGAGAAGCUGUUCGCACAACUUUUGAGGAUUUUCCAGACAAGGUUGCUAUUCAGCUGAAUGACACUCAUCCUUCUCUAGCCAUUCCAGAACUCAUGAGAGUAUUCCUGGACAUUGAGAAACUCAGCUGGGAUAAGGCGUGGGAUAUUUGUGUGAAGACUUUUAGUUACACCAAUCACACGGUUCUUCCUGAAGCAUUAGAAAGAUGGCCAGUACACAUGUUGGAAUACAUUCUGCCCCGCCAUCUGGAGAUCAUCUAUGAAAUAAAUGCUCUCUUCCUAAAGAAAGUAACAGAGAAGUGGCCAGGAGACCUGGAGAAAAUGCGACGAAUGUCUCUGGUGGAAGAAGGACCUGAAAAACGCAUUAACAUGUCACACUUGUGCAUUGUUGGUUCACAUGCAAUCAAUGGAGUAGCCGCUCUUCACUCUGAACUUCUCAAAAUCUCUGUGUUUAAAGACUUCUAUGAGAUGUUUCCAGAGAAGUUUCAAAACAAGACCAAUGGCGUGACACCUCGACGAUGGCUUCUUCUUUGCAACCCUGGGUUGUCAGAUCUUAUCUGCGAGAAAAUUGGUGAAGGAUGGAUCACUGAUCUUUCUCAGCUCAGAAAGUUAGAGAAGUAUGUCAAUGACAGAAACUUCAAACAUGCUAUCAUGAGGAGCAAACAGGAGAACAAGAUCAGACUUACAGAUUACAUCAAGAGAGAGUAUGGCAUUGACGUCAAUGUGAACUCCAUUUUUGACGUGCAAGUAAAACGGAUUCACGAGUACAAGAGACAGCUUAUGAACUGUCUUCAUGUUAUAAUUAUGUACAACCGACUUAAGGCAAAUCCAGGCAUGGAGUUUGUUCCACGCACUGUCAUGAUUGGAGGAAAGGCAGCUCCAGGCUACUACAUGGCCAAACUGAUCAUUAAACUCUUCAACAGCAUUGCCAAAGUGGUGAACAAUGAUCCAAUCAUCGGGGACAAACUCAAACUUGUGUUUCUUGAAAAUUACCGAGUCUCACUUGCUGAGAAGGUUAUCCCAGCAGCUGACCUCUCUGAACAGAUAUCCUUGGCGGGGACUGAAGCAUCUGGGACAGGAAACAUGAAAUUCAUGAUGAAUGGUGCGCUGACCAUUGGUACGCUUGAUGGAGCCAAUGUGGAGAUGAGGGAGGAGAUGGGCAGCGAAAACAUCUUCAUCUUUGGAAUGACUGUUGACGAAGUCAAUUCCUUGAGAGCAAAAGGCUAUAAGCCAAUGGAUUAUUACGACAACAACACUGAACUCAGGAAAGCCAUCAAUCAGAUCAGAGACAAUCACUUUUCACCGACUGAACCUGGUGCUUUCCAGGAUAUUGUCAAUUCUCUCCUGCAUCAUGAUAGGUUCCUUCUGAUGGGAGAUUUUGAUGCGUACGUGAAAUGUCAAGAACGGGUCAGCGAAGUAUUCCAGGAUCCCGACCACUGGCACAGCAUGGCAAUCAUGAAUAUUGCAUCUUCUGGUAAAUUUUCAAGUGACAGGACCAUCAAGCAGUAUGCAGAUGAAAUCUGGGGUGUGAAACCUUUAAGCACUAGUGAAGUGAAGACCGUCAGAGGGAAAUAAGCUGCCAUUUUGCCAGUUUAAAGAAAAUUGGUACCUCAGCAAGGGUUUUGCAAUGAAUUCCUAGGCCUGAAUCUUUAAAUAAACGGUUAUAUUUAGUGCUAUAUAUGGCAAAUUUAGUGAAUGACACUUGCUUACAUGUAUGUGUUGCUUGCUCUAAGGCUCUAAAUUUCAAACAUUAAUAGGUUUAAGCUAUGGUAAAAUUGUUGAGCUAUUUGCUGCAGUUUAAGUUAGAUGUAACAUAAAGUAACACAGAGCAAUUAUUAACCACUAGAGGGAAAGUAGGUCUUUAUUUGGUCAAGAAUUCUUGAGGUUCAGUUUACAGCAUUGUACAACGGGUAAGAGAAACGAGUCAAAAGUUGCAGUAAGAGUCAAAUAGUGUAAAGAGCUCAAAUGAGAUUAAACAUCUCCAAGUGUAGUUUUCAAGAGUUAGAAAAUACAUAAGAUAAUACUAACCUAGGUAAGUUGAAUUCUUGAUAAGAUCCAAUUGAAAUGAUUGGAUUGAUGAUCUUACAAUGGAAUAAAAUCGUUUUUGUUAAGCUUGUCUUGCCCAGGUGCCAUUGUUCUAUUGUUCAGGGUUAGUUGCCCUUAGGACUGUUAAAAUUGCUUUUGAGAUUUGUUAUUUUUCCUAAAGUAGCAUUUAUAUAGCAUUAAUUACUGUAGGGAACUAUAAAAUGUUUGGAGUUGUCUAGUGUGAUUUGUACAUCUAAAUCAUUCCACAUUUUCAAGUAAUCAAGGCUUGGUCUCUCGCCUGUUCCUGUACUUGAGUUUUCCUUUAACUCUUAUUUGCCACUUUUCUUUGUAAUGAUUGGCUGAUGGGAUUAAUUUUAAAGCAAUCAAAUUUUAAGUUUGAAUCAAAAUCUGUAACAUGUGUCAAUGUCGUAACAAUUUUUUACCCUUGUGUUGAAAAACAAUUCUACUUAAUAUUCUUAUUAGUAAUUUGAUAUUAUUAAAAGGUUCGCUAAAGAAAUGAUUUACAAUUGUGAUAAAUUAUUAACUCAAAUAAAACUCAACACUGGUUCCCUCUCAUCAAACAUGCCUUAAAAUUGAAUCAAACAUAAAUUUCACAGCACGGAAGGGAAAUGAUCAUUGAAAAACAUUGAGGUUGGUUUGUUUUUUUUUGAUGGUUUUGUUCUUGUGUUGUGAGCAGAAAAUGAAAAUUGCAACCAUUGAAUGCUAUCAAUAAACUUGUGUAAUUUUCAGUGUCAUUACCAUUAUCACAAAACAAACAAAUAUCAACAAACAGUAAACAUUUAGUACUUAACUUUGCAUUAGAAUAGAUUACAAAGCUUUGCUAGUACUGUGAGUAUAUCUCAACAACAUAAUUUAUGUAGUGGUAUUUAAACCUUUAUUUUGCAUAUGUCCAUUACAGUAAGUAGUGACAUUUUUCCCAUGAAUAAGCUGGAUAACUGUUUAAAAAAAUAUUCAAGGUAUUAUUUUUCUUCUAGUUUCGUAUUUGUGGUGCCAUACACUCUUCUCUAUGUCGUGCACCUUUAGGUCAGGUGAUUAUUGAUAAUAGUCACCUUGUAACAAGAACAAUAAGAAACAAUUUGAAUGGCAUGUGCUGCAUUGCUUUAAUUUAUUUUCCAUGGAUGUAUGUUUUUUGGAAUAGUACAAUAAAUAUUGAUAAUAUGAAGGUUUUUGAUGGUCUGGCUUUUUGUGUACUUAUUAAUUAACUUAUUAUUGAGAUCAUCUUUUUGUUAUUUGCACUAUAUGUUAAAUGGCAUGAUGGAAGCAGACAAGUGAACAAAAACAGGGGAGGUUUUGGCUGACCUACAGCCAAACCUCCAUCACUUCUUCACUCUACUGCUACUAUUGCACUGUUCACUAUUAUUUGUUCAAUUUUACUGACUGGAUUUUGG